GGUGUCUUUAACUAAUAUUUAAAUAUGUUUGAUCUGAAACAUUUAAGUGUAACAAACAUGCAAAAAAAAUGUGAAAUCAGGAAGGGGGCAAAUACUUUUUCACACCAUAUAUAGAUGUAGCUCUGAAAAACUAGAAUAAUGUGGACCUUUUAACUAAGAAAAUAAAGAUGUUGUUAUCUGUUAACUCAUAUUCUUAUAGGACAGCUUAGAAAGAGACAGGAAACAGGAUGGGAAACUGAUCCUAUGACAACUGUAAAGAAAGCUGUCACCUCUGUAUGCAGGCUGUAUGCUUGAACCAGCAGACAAAGUCCUUUGAACUUCAAUUUGGAUAAUUAUGCCUAACAGCUACAAAUUCAGCUCAAAGCUCAUGAAAUCCAACCUCUCAUAUGAUCAGAAAAUUUUAAGGAUUUAAAGGAUCCCUUUAAAGGAUUUCAAUUACAGAAAUGAAACUUGUGUGAAGUCCACCUAUUUCUACCCUCAGUUCUUGGCUUUUAGCUCUGCUGAGGGGUCAGUGAAGACCAGCUCGCUUUAAAGGUCCUUUAGCUGGUCUGUGAAGUUGGAUCAGCUGUUUCUCAACAUCCUCAUGUCAAAUAUUAUAACCCUCAGAUGUCCCACAGGGUUCAGCACAGGCCUUUCAAGCUUGGUAAUAUUGUGGUCAGCAAACCGUUUGGCGCUGCGUGCAGGAGCUACGCAAGUCCUGCUCACUAUGGCUCCAUGUUUGAGAGAUAACCGCAACCUUGACUUCAAAUGGAUUUUCUAGAGUUUGGAGAAUAAGUUUGUGCCUUCAGCCUCUUAAAGUCUGGGUUCUCUCACUUUUCUGGCAGUUUGCAGGUGAGCUGUGUGGCUAAAGCAGUGACCUCAGCAUCAAACCUGUUCAAAGUGGCUCCACCACUCCAAACAACUCUUAAAGGUGAAGGGAAUCUCCAUUUUUUUAAACCAACAGAUGAGAGACAGUUGCCUAAACUUUUCACACAGAGUGGGGGGAAAGCAUAAAAGCAUACACAGACAGUCUUGUCUGUGUGGUGUGAUGUUACUUUUAUCUGUUUCCAUGUGAUGAAAGCCUCCAGAGGUUGAAGUGUUGUAAAUCUGUGUCCUCACCUUUCAAAGCACUGACACUUCCUGCCCUCAUGGUGACAUUGUUCUGUAGAUGACUGAAGCUGAAGGAUUUACUGUGCGUGUACCUGUGAGGUGGGUCAGUCUUUGACCUUCAACAUGAAUCCUGUUUUCCAGUCAAAGAAGAACUUAAGGACAGUUUCCUACCGGGCUUUGUCUUCCAAACAAUUCCAGGAGUUUUCAUCGCAAGGGAACAGCAUCAAAAUCAGAAUUAUUACAUUCCCCGGUGGGUGGUUUUGACUGGAUUAUUGGCAUUAAAGCAUGAACUACACCCAGAUUCUUAAUUUUUUUUUUAGAUGUUUGUCUACUUAGUUUGAGCUUCACCGCUCUGCAUGCUGCUGCUCAGGUCUGCACAGCUGCACUGCAGAGGCUCUCCAGCCUGAAGUAACAGAGCUCAGACUGUUUGUGCCAUGCAGACACUAUCAGGGAGGAUUUACACAUGCCUGAGAGGACAGGAGCGAAAAGUCUUCUGUUUAUCCCUCUGAAUAGACAGUUAACGCUCCAUAUUCACCACAGCUCCAUGCUGAGUGGUUACAGAUUGAUGUGCACACAGCUCUUUGUGUUGUCUUUGAGCCUGUGAAUCCUCCUCCUCUCUCCCAUUUGGCUCUUUUUGCUUCUGUCACGACUCUGCGCCCACUGCUUUCCCUCCCUCUGCAUCCUCUGCUCCUUUCCCUUUCUCCCUGCUUUUAUUCUCUCCUCCUCUCUGCUCCUUUCCUCCCUCCCUCCCUCGUUCUCCCCUCCUCCCUUCCCACUCUUUCCUCUCUGGAGUGGCGGCAGCGUGACUGCCUGCGUCAGCCAGCCCUGCCAGCCAGUGAGUGCUGCUACUGGAGCUGUCGUACCCUGCAGAGAGCCCUGAGUGUGUGAAUGCGUGUGUGUGUCUCUGUGUGUGUGUGUGUGUGGUGGUAUGAGUGUACGCAGAUGGGAAAGCAACUGAGUCAGGGAGGGCUGCCUCUCAUCUCUUCGCUGUUAUCACCAUCCUUCACUCUCCCUCCUCUCCUCCUCUGCUGCCAUGGAGCUCCAGCAGGCUGAAUCACAGCAGCGUCUGCAGAAAGGGCUGAGGUAACACUGUGUGUGGUGUUGAGGGCUUUCUUUAUGUUUUGAAAUGCACACAUCUGCACUCAAACGCCUGCAUGCAGCCUCUGAGUAGACCUUCAGUGUAAUAUUUAACCCCUAACUGCCUCAGCAUCACAUUUCUCUGCAUGUCAGUGCAAUUCCAGCAUGCUCAGCCAGAGAGGUGAAGAGCUGGAACACGCUGUAUCAUGUGUGCAUAUGUAAAAAAGAUGUUCCUAGGUUGUUUGGCAUAUGUAGGAUUGCAAGUGUUUCCUUCAUGGCUCAGUUCCUGCUUUCGGUCCGCGCAGAUCACAUGACCCAGCUAGCAAAGCGAGCCCAUUACUCAUUCUCUGCACUUACAGUGUUUGGCUGAGCACAAACAAUUCAAGCAGGUCUGUGACUGUUCUGCGUUGUAGUGGUGGGCUCAGUGUACAAAUCAAAGCUGGACAGAUAGUGAGUCAUUAACAGAGUGAGAGGAAAUGUCACUGUUGUGGUGGACAGGCCGCAUCUUUAUGAAGAAGCUUUGCCUCCUUUAUUGAAAUCUUUACAAGCAAAAUAAACACAUUUAACAUACAGAAUAUCCUGAUGUGCAACCUCAAUUCUAAAAUGUUGAUAACAGUAGAUUGUUUGCACUCAUUUCAACCUAUUUUGUACAUAUUUUUUCCCAGCAGGUAGAUGUGUGUGUACCUGUGGAGCUCUGUCAGGCCAGUAUGGAGCGUGGGAGACUGAGAAGGUGGGCGUCAGGCUCUGCUGUCAUGUUCCUUCACACUCUGGCCUUAUCCUGGACAGGUGGGACACUCAUCACCUGUCACCUGAAAGCAUGACCUGUCCUCCUUAAAGGUGGGGUAGGCAGGAACUGAGGAAGUGCCAGUUUUUGGAGAAAUCUUGAAUGUAAACACUACCCUUCCAUUCAAUUUUCCCCUCAGCUCCUCCUCUCCCCUUCCCCUCUGCUCCAGCAAGCCCCGCCCACAAACGUUUAAUCGUUCCAAUUAAAUUCAGAUAUAAUGCAGAUAAAUACUUCAGAUAAUUACAAAUGGGGCCCAAUCAACGUGAACGUAAAAGGCAUUGAGAUCCCAAAGCAUCCCCCAUAAUUUAUGCUUCAUUGAUGUUGACCUGGCUUUUUAGCUCUUGUCCGGUCUACCGCCUUUUAAGCGCCUGUUAUCCCGCCAGAGUCUCUGAUAUUUCCUUCGCUUUCUUGCUUGUGUUGGCAGUCGUGGCCAAAGGAGGAUUCAGACAAUUUUCUGUACUUUCUGGUUGGUGUUUACUGUCCGAUAUUGUUGCACGCGAACUUCGUUUGGGAUCAUGCACAUUAUUUGAGGAUGUGGAGCAUGCCUCACAACAUGAGUGAGAAGUAUCCGCCUAAUAGUGGGACCCUAAGACACAUUUUACUUCAAGUCAUGAUACAAAUGUCCCCUUUGGUAUGGAAGUACCUUAGGGUCAUAGAAAACAUUUUAUCCAAAGAGACAAGUUAGAUCACCCUUCAAUUUCUUUUAAUAGCCAUUUUAAAAAUGGCUGCCGACAAUAAACCACUUAUACACCAGACCCCGUAUCUUUGCUUCUGUUAGAGCUAUAAUCAUAAUAUUGGUGUCAAAGUGCACAUUUUUGGGGUCUAGGAAUUCAAUUAAAUAGGUUUCAAUGCAAAAAAACCCAAAAAACACUAAUAUUAAUAUUAUAGCUCUCACAGAAGCAAAAAUAUGGGGUCUGGUGUAAUAGUGGUGUAUUGUCGGUGGUCAUUUUUUAAAAUGUCUAUAAAAUAAAUGAAGGGUAAUCUAAGUUGUCUCUUUGGAUAAAAUGUUUCCUAUGACCCUAAGGUACUUCCAUGCCAAAGGAACAGUAAAUCUCAGUUUAGGGGGAGGGGUGUGUUACCCUGUCAAAACGUACAUUUUUUCAUGAAAUUAGCAUAUUUUACCUCCCACUGUCAUGGUAAUUAAUGAUGCAUUGGGUCUUUUGCAUUGAAACCUAUUUCCUAGACCCCGAAAAAAUGUGCACUUUGACACCAAUAUUAUGAUUAUAGCUCCAACAGAAGAAAAGAUAUGGGGUCUGGUGUAUUAGUGGUUUAUUGUCGGCGGCCAUUUUUAAAAUGAAAAAUAUUUUUAAAAAUUGAAGGGUGAUCUAACUUGUCUGUUUGGAUAAAAUGUUUCCUAUGACCCUAAGGUACUUCCAUACCAAAGGGGACAUUUGUAGCAUGACUUGAAGUUAACAGCUUAUUUUUUGGGCUUAGGGAUUCCACUACAACAACCAGUCAGGUCAAGGAGGUGGAGAAUGGCUUUGUUUACGUUUAGAAAGCGCAGGCUGCUCAAAUUUUAAAAUGUUGACUAAACAGACAUAAGAGAACACAGUGAUAUCGUGAUAUUGCCAAAUGUAAUCAAUAACGAUUAGCUAUUGACUAAUAUUAAAAGCUUUUUUGUAUAUACACCACAAAAAAGAUGCUUCCUUUUACGGAUUCCUGCCUACCCCACCUUUAAAUUACUGUAAUAAAACCAGACUAUUUGUACUUCAGGUUGUUUUACUGCACCUGUUUUACUAGAGACAGAAUAAGUGGGUCAUAAACACAACUGUGGCCUUAUUUCACUUAGUUUCAGGAAAAAAAACAUCCAAAAUUUUAGAGAGCAGAAGUUUAAACUAGAUGAGAGGAUUUCCUGGGGUGAGCAAAGGGGCAUUUCAAUCUAGAAUCUGACCACCAGAUGUCACAUUCUCAAUUCUGCACCGUCCCUCCAAUCUUGCAUAAACAGGUGCUAUUGAGCCCGCCCCCAAAAUUGACGGAUGGAACCGUGCAGCUUUGACCCUGCAGGAGAACAUGACACACCGGUUCAACUGCCAGUCAGAUGGCUGGGAUCCACAUGCUCCCGCCCUGCUUACCUGGUACCUGAAUGGGGAGCAGCAGAGAGCGCCAUCACCCAGCCGCGGGCGCCUGGUGAUGACACCAAAGGACAACUUUGAGGUCAGAAGACAGGGGAAUAAACGCAACAGCACCUUCUCCCUGCGGGCCAGGAAGUGGGACCGAGAGCUGGUGUGUGUGGCAUCAAACCCGAGGACCGGAGAGAGCUACAACGCCACGGUCAAGCUCAACGUUCAGUGUGAGUCUGAGAGGAAAUGUCUGGAUGGAGAGAUAGUGAAGGUGGUUUUUGACGAGUACCUAAAUCAUCUUUCUAUCCUGUGUUCUAGUUCAGCCAGAGAUCCUCAAGUUGAAUGCCCACUACAGUGAGACCUCAGACCCUGGCCUUUCCCUGGUCCUCUUUGCCUUGGUUCAGUCCAACCCGCCUGCCACCCUCACCUUUGUGGACCAGUCAGGCCAGAUGGUCACCAACACCUCAGACCUCCUCAUCCUGGACUCGCGGAGCUACCCCUGGCUGACCAAUCACUCGCUGAGGGUCAUGCUCAGCAGCCUGUCUGGAAACAUCUCGCUAAACGCCAGUAACAGCGUGGGAACAUCGCAGAGCAACCUCACCCUGGCAGGUCAGUAGUGGUGGCUGUGUACGGAUGAACGAAUUGCCCUAUUGACCUUUAUAUAAGUUGACCCUGAUUAGAAGAAGAAGACUUUGAGGGCCAAAUUUAUAUUGAGCCUUUCAAAUUAACGGCUGAUCUUGUAAACACACCAAAAUAAAAUGACCCUGCUUUUUUCAGGUGUAUUUCAAGUUUAAUAUUUGGGUCAUUACGGUAUUUUGGAUUCCACCCUGGUUUUAGAAACAAAGACUAGGAUUCAGUUUAAAAAGUGUUGAACUAUUCCUCUAGCUCGUAGUUCUUUUUCUCUCGCUCCAGAGUUCUUGCAGUCCCGUGUGGAGGUGCCCAUGCUGGGAAUAGUGACCGGUGGGGCCAUGGCCUUCAUGGCCCUCCUCAUCCUCAGCCUCAUUGUUCUCUGCCUCAUGCAAAAAAACAAGGGCAAGUCUAUAGGUGAGGAUUGAGCAUGGCUGCAGUAUGAUUAGAGCACCUGUUCAGGAGAGUGAUGCCUAUUGUUCUGUCGUGUUUCAGAUGAGCCGGUGGAAAUCCUGAUGACCAAGAAAAGGUAAGUGAAGAUCUCUGAUAGCUGGUUCUCCCUGCAGUUUCUCACUUAAGAAACCGACAGAUUACAGAUGAAACUCUGACACAGCUCGCCGAGGUCCUUUCCAUCUCAGCACCACCAGCUGACUGGAAAGAAAUAGUGAUGGAAGCAUUUUUGUUUCCUCAUGAAUACUUUAUGCCCUUCCUGCAGAACAAUAACUCAUCUGAUCCAAGUUUGAUUGCCUCCUUCCCUCUUUUUGUCUGUACAGCGACUCCACGAUCCUGAAGGUGGAGAAAGCAGAUAAGACCUCCAUCCCCCGAGAGAACAUGUCUCUGCCUUCAAACAUGCAGCUCAACGACCUCAGCACCUUGAGAAAAGGUAAGAGUCGUCUCACACAACGCUUUCAGAUGCCUGAGAAAUACACGUACAUACUAAGAUGCUGGAACUAGCCCUUUGAUACUGUUUGAUCUGUUUUGCAUUUUAUCGUGUCCUCCCUCCAUCCCUCCAUCCCUCUCUGUAGCCCGAGAGGCCGCCCAGCAAAACAGUGUGGGAGAGAAGAAAGAAGAAGAGGAGGAGGAAGAUCUGUCUUUAGCCUACGCCGCCAGAGGUCAGGAAAACACCCUGAUGCUGCUCCAUUUUCCAUUAUUUAUACUUCAUAUAUGAAUGUUGUAUCCGGUCUGAAUGGUUCUGUAUGGUGACUUGCAGGUUUUGCCAGGUACCCCAUGGUGGGCUACAUCUACAAGGUGAACAGCACAAGCAGUGAGGAGAUCUGGCUCUGACUGACCUCAAAGUGACAGUUAAACAUACACAUAUACUGUACAUGCAUGCAAAAUGCUUCAAACUGUGCUGCUGUCCAAGAGGAACCCAGAACAACUGCCAAUCAGCCAAUCACUGGUCACCAGGAAGACGAGGAAGCAAAAACAACAUCAUCCUGAGUCAAACACUCGUCUUGGACUUAAACGUUUCAAUGUUUGUGUCACUCUUGAACAGGUGCUCUGGUAGAUACACUGCUGAUGUGUUGUCUAAAAUAUCCAAAGUGUAAACUCUGCAUAAAACGCUCUUCCUCUCGAUCUUUGGAUGUGAUUUCCUCCUGUAUGCACACUCUCAUUACGCCCUCCUCCCUGAGCAUUACUGGAAUGCAUCAAAAUGUUCUCUGCUUACACCAGAAUGUGCAAAAUAAUGUUCUGUAUGUGAGAUUUAACCAUAAAUGGACCCCUUAUAUCCAAAUAAGAAAGUAUAUGAUGAUCGAUAUUUGUAUAUGAAGGUGUAACAUGUCAUGUACUGUAUAUUUGUAUGCAUAUGUAUAUGUGUAUAAAAGAGGACAACUCAUAAUAAAGAGCAUAUUGACAUUGUAUGAAGUUAUUGCAGGAGUUGCUGCAGUUUUGUUAUUAC
This is a messenger RNA of Xyrichtys novacula (pearly razorfish), 7534 nucleotides long. NCBI's taxonomy places the organism in Eukaryota, Metazoa, Chordata, Actinopteri, Labriformes, Labridae. The record is from the annotation of a GenBank genome assembly.